Messenger RNA from Paramecium tetraurelia, 1671 nucleotides. RefSeq lists its product as uncharacterized. Lineage: Eukaryota; Ciliophora; Oligohymenophorea; Peniculida; Parameciidae. The record is from RefSeq and is a predicted model, not a curated record. Gene Ontology annotation, molecular function: protein binding. The transcript has 5 exons.
AUGCAAGUAUUUGAUAAUUUGGCUUUAUAAGAAGUUUAAUCUAUAAAUAUCGAUGGGUCUCCUGAUAGAUUGAAAGAAAUAAUCAGAAUGAUUCUAUAAGAAUUGAAUUAAAUGGGAUACGACGAUGUCUGCAACACACUUGAAGAGGAAUCUUAAACGAAACUAGACACCUCUUAAAUGAGCGAGUUGAAAGAAUCCUUUUUAAAUGGAGACUACGAGAAGCUUUUGUAAUAAUUGGAAUUUUCAGACACCAUCAAUAGAAAAUUAUAAUAUGAAAUAUAAAAAUAAUUAUACUUAGAGUUAGUUCAAUAAAGGAAUUAUGAAUAAGCAGUCAAUUUGCUAAGAUAAUUGUCAGAGUGUAAUGAGCAGGAGUCACAAGUUUUAGCUAAAAUGAUAUUUCUUAAGGAUGAUGCCUCUUAAUUGUAAACUUAAUUAGCGAUACCCAUAGAUUAAAGGGAAUAAAGAUUAUAACUAUAUUAGAAAACAAUAAACCUAUUGAAUUUUGGAGAAUUUUCAUUAAAAACACAGUUUGAUAAAGUGAUUGAUCAAUCAUUUGAAUAUUAGAUGAAGCGAUGUCCUUAUCAUGAUGAUUCGAAUGAGAAUAAGAAUUACUCAUUGUUGCUUGAUCAUAAUUGCUAAUCUUAUUAAAUACCUAAGAAUAAUUCGAUUACCUAUUAGGGAUUUGAUGAUGAAGUAUGGAUUGGUAGGUUCUCUAAUUCAGGUCUGUGGAUUGGUUGUGCAACCAGAAAAAAUUCGAUUUAUAUAAUUUCAAAGGAAUAGCAAUGUAAAAUAAGCAAGGCACAUAAUAUGGAUAUAAAUUCACUUGUUUUUUCAUCAGAUGAUAAAUUGUUGUUUUCAGCAUCAAAUGAUAAAAAAAUCAAUGGAUAUGAUGUGUAGACUGCUUAAUUAAAAGUAACAAUGAAUUAAUAUACUAAUGAAGUGCUGUGUUUAGCCUAUUUUAAAAAUCAACUAUUUAGUGGUGGUGUAGAUGGAUGGAUAGGAAUAUGGUAAGACAAUGGAAAAUUGGUGAAUUAAGUAAAAAGUAAAGUAGUGAAGAAUAUUUUAAUGACUGAUUAAUACAUGUUGCUUCACAAUGCAGCAAUAUUUUCAAUUACUGUUAUUGAGAAUGAUUCUAAAUUUAAUAAAAUAAUAACUCAUUUGGAGGAAUAAGAAUUGAUUGUUUCAUCAGCAGUCAGUCAAAAUUAACAAUUCAUAGUUUUGAAUGUCUCAAAGGAAAAGUCAAAAUUGCAUCUGUGGAGUCUGAAAACCUUUUAAAAGUUACAUGUAUUCUUUGGAUUUUAAGUAAAAGGAAUAGAAAUGAAGUGUUGCUUUGGAAGUAAGAAUGAUAAUUAUGUUUGUGUCGGGAGUCAAGAUGGUAAAGUACACUUCUUCAAUAAAAACAAUCAAUUGCAAUAAAAUGUCAUUGAUGGACACGAUCAAGCUAUCAAUUAUGUUGAUUGGCAUAGUUAAACAGGGUAAUUGUUGACUGCAAGUGAUGAUAAAACUGUCAAAAUAUGGAUUCAGGAAUAAAUCACAUAAUCGUAGAUAAUUAAUGUCGGUUAUGAAUAUGAUUAACCAUCGAAUUCGUAAUAUGGUGAAAUUGAAGAAGAACAAGAGGAUCACGAAGAGGAAGAAUACUCAUAAUAAUUAGAUGUAGAUUAAUCAAUUUGA